Molecule: messenger RNA, 389 nt
Organism: Dromiciops gliroides (monito del monte)
Lineage: Eukaryota; Metazoa; Chordata; Mammalia; Microbiotheria; Microbiotheriidae
Product: non-histone chromosomal protein HMG-14-like
Exons: 1
Coding region: 1-309 (102 amino acids)
Biological process (GO): chromatin organization
Cellular component (GO): chromatin; nucleus
Molecular function (GO): nucleosomal DNA binding
Source: RefSeq, a predicted model, not a curated record
AUGCCCAAGAGGAAGGUCAACUCUACAGAAGGGGAAGUAAAGGAGGAGGCCAAGAGGACAUCUGCCAGAUUGUCAGCUAAACCAGUCCUUACAAAAGUUGAAACCAAGCCCAAAAAGACAGCAGGGAAGGAUAAAUCUGAGGACAAAAAAGUUCACACAAAAGGGAAAAAAGGAGCAAAAGGAAAACAAACUGAAGCUACUAACCAUGAAGAAAAUAAAGAUGAAUUGACUGCAGAAAAUGGAGAAACUAAAAAUGAAGAGGUUCCAGUCUCUGAUUCAGCAGGAGAAAAAGAAACCAAAUCUGAAUAACAUCUUAUACCAAGUCUUUUAACAAUUGUCCCUGUUACCUCCCUUCUUGUACAAUUCAGAGGAAUAUUUUUAUCAACUAU